Molecule: messenger RNA, 1657 nt
Organism: Lactuca virosa
Lineage: Eukaryota; Viridiplantae; Streptophyta; Magnoliopsida; Asterales; Asteraceae
Source: the annotation of a GenBank genome assembly
ACUUGCCAGACCAUGAAAGACCGAGUGUGCCUCCGGGUCUCAAUAAAGGCCUAAGAAGACCGAGUGACAUGAAACCAUGGUUUAUUUCCUAAAAGAACCAUGAACACCGAUUUCAAAAACCAAGAUCCGAAGCAAGGUACUGCUCCCAUUGAUAACAAUCUCACAACCCUUGAUUCAAGAUUUAAUCAAACUCUCCGUAAUGUACAAGGGUUCAUAAAGGGUCGCAGCUUUCCUGGUAAAAUCUUGAUAACAAGAUCGGAUCCUGCUGAUUUUACAAUUCUACCCUCUCCUCGUGUUGAUAGCAGUCCCUCUGAGAAUAUUACAGGCUCAAGCAAACACAUUGAUGAUACAAAUGAGGAUCAAGUUCAUAGAAGUAAACCAGAUGCAAACGAGUUAAAAUCAACAAUAUCAAAUUCUGAGAAUACAUCUAAAGAGACUCCAAGGGUUACAAUGAGCACAAGAGCCACAGACACUGCUAGGAUAAUGAAGUUCACAAAAGAGUUGGGGGGCGUAAAUGUCAUUUUAGACAAAUUGCGUGAAUUAGCAUGGAGUGGUGUGCCACAUUAUCUACGCCCUAAAGUUUGGAGGCUUCUUUUGGGAUAUGCACCCCCUAAUUCAGAUAGAAGGGAGGGAGUUGUAGGAAGAAAACGUGCAGAGUAUUUUGAUUGUGUUGCUCAAUUUUAUGAUGUUUCAGAUAAUGAACGUACAGAUGAAGAGAUUAAUAUGCUUAGACAGAUUGCUGUUGAUUGUCCUAGAACUGUGCCUGAUGUUACUUUCUUCCAACAACCUGAAGUCCAAAAAUCCUUGGAGAGGAUACUCUACACAUGGGCAAUUCGGCAUCCAGCAAGUGGAUAUGUCCAGGGAAUAAAUGAUCUUGCUACACCUUUUUUGGUAGUUUUUUUAUCAGAACAUUUAGAAGGAAGUGUUGAUAAUUGGAGAAUUUCUGAUUUAGAUCAAGAAACAAUCUCUAAUAUUGAAGCUGAUUGUUAUUGGUGUCUUUCAAAAUUACUUGAUGGCAUGCAAGAUCAUUAUACAUUUGCUCAACCUGGAAUCCAACGCCUUGUUUUUAAGCUCAAAGAUUUGGUCACACGAAUCGAUGAACCUAUCGCAAGGCAUAUGGAAGCUCAAGGGCUUGAUUUUCUACAAUUUUCUUUCCGUUGGUUUAAUUGUCUCUUGAUACGAGAGAUUCCUUUCCACCUUGUGAACCGUUUAUGGGACACAUAUCUUGCUGAAGGUGAUGCAUUGCCCGACUUCCUUAUCUAUAUAUUUGCCAGUUUUCUUUUAACGUGGUCAAAAGAGCUCCAAAAACUUGAUUUCCAAGAGAUGGUGAUGUUUCUUCAACAUCUACCAACAGAAAACUGGGGUCACCAAGAACUUGAGAUGGUCCUUUCAAGAGCCUUCAUGUGGCAUACCAUGUUCAAUAGUUCUCCUAGCCAUUUGGCCUCUUGAGAAAGAUGUUUGUAUACUUACGAGCUUAUUCAGUUUUCUCGUUAUAUUUGUAUAAUGAUUACUCAGUUAUUCAUAUUUGUAUAAUUCAGUCUUGGAUGUGGUUUCUUUUGUUGUAUGUAUAGAGGUUAUGUUGUUAAGUUGUUUGUGUUCUAGAAACUUGUACAAGGGCUUUUGUUGAAAUGACCAAUUUGUGCAUCUCAUUUCAAAA